This is a messenger RNA of Microplitis demolitor, 1095 nucleotides long. RefSeq names its product traB domain-containing protein-like. The transcript has 5 exons. The annotation marks the transcript as partial. The record is from RefSeq and is a predicted model, not a curated record. Lineage: Eukaryota; Metazoa; Arthropoda; Insecta; Hymenoptera; Braconidae.
AAAAUUACAGAAAAUACAUAUGGAACGGAGAGUGAUACAGAAGAUAGUAGUUAUACAAAUUUAGAUGUAAACAAUUUAAAUGUAAAAAAUUUUAAUGUAAGAAAGUGCAGACCAUUCGGACAUAAUUUAGACUAUGAUGCGACUAUUGAUGACAGAUUACCUGAGACAGUUUCUCUAUUGACAACUCCAGAUGGUGGAAAAGUUUACUUAGUUGGAACAGCACAUUUCAGUGAAGAAAGUCAAAACGAUGUAUCUAUGAUUAUUCAAGCAGUUCAACCCCAUAUUGUAAUGAUUGAAUUAUGUGAUGCUCGUGUUCAUAUUUUACAGCUAGAUGAAGAAACUGUUCUUAAAGAAGCUGAAAAUUUAAAUAUGCAAAAAAUUCGUAUGAUAAUACAACGAAAUGGUAUCUUCAAUGGUAUAAUUUAUGUGCUAUUACUAAAUAUGUCAGCUCAUAUGACUAAACAAUUAGGAAUGGCGCCAGGAGGCGAAUUUCGACGUGCUUUUUCUGAGGCAAGAAAAAUACCAAAUUGUUUCGUCCAGCUUGGUGACAGGCCCAUUAAUGUAACGUUAAAACGUGCAUUAGCUUCAUUAUCAUGGUGGCAAGCAAUGACAUUAUUUUGGUGUCUAUUAAGGUCAAAAGAUCCAAUAAGCAAAGAAGACGUCGAACGUUGUAAGCGACGUGAUCUGUUAGAAGGAUUGUUAGCGGAAAUGACUGCUGAAUAUCCAACUCUCGGAGAAGUAUUUGUUAAUGAACGAGAUAAAUAUCUGGCUCAUUCACUCCAACUAUCUGUUAGACCUUUCCAAACAUCACAGGGUAUGAAGAGUACACGUGCCGUUGGAGUAGUUGGAAUUGGUCAUCUGCCAGGUAUAAUUAAAUACUGGGGCAAGGUACAGUCAUCUGAUAUCCUACCACUUAUGCAAAUACCAACGCAAUCUUUAUCAAGCAAAUUGCUUCGGGUUACUGUUCAAGUAUCCUUAGUAGGUGCAGUUAUUUACGUAGGUUACAAAUUCAUACCAAUUCCAUCGGUACUAUCAUUUCAAUCAUUAAAGUCAUCGGUUCAGGGACUUUUUAAGGUCAGUGCUAAUAAAUAGGAA